AUGGCUGAUUUGCCUUUCAUGAAUCCAUAUGAUUGGAUUUUGUUAUUCAACAUAGUUGCGAAGGAUGUGACUAAAUACGAGCCAAUAUUCAACCAUCUGAAGAGGAUGCUUAAGUGCUACAUCCUAGAGAUUGGAAAAACGAAUAUUGAGAUUGCCUCCAUUCUAAAUAAUAGACCCAUAAUGAAGCCAUUUGAAGAACCUGAGGAUAUCCAAGAUCUUCCUAGUGGAGUGAUUGAUGAGGAAUAUAGGAGCAUCGUAUAUAAGAAGAAGGAGGGUGGAGUUCUGAAAAAUUGCAAGUUCUUUUUAAGGGACAAACACUCGUAUUCCACAAAUGAAAUGAAUCAGAUUCUAGUAAGGGUGAAUGCGAAAAAGACCAAUUCGGCUUCAGAUUUGAAAUGUGUGUCAGAUAUGAUUCAGUGGUAUUUGGCUGUUAGGGCAACCCUUCUGAAAAAUAUUGCCUAA
Lactuca saligna is the source of this 462-nucleotide messenger RNA. NCBI's taxonomy places the organism in Eukaryota, Viridiplantae, Streptophyta, Magnoliopsida, Asterales, Asteraceae. The record is from the annotation of a GenBank genome assembly.